AUGCCCUUCCACGACCUUAACGUGCCGUACACGGCCAACCACGCCGACCAGUCGCACACAUUAGCCUUCCACGCCGAACUGGGGUACUCGGUUGUAGCGGUGUCGGUGGCCGAGACCGGCAAGCUGCCUCCCACACUCCCAACGAUCCCCGUCUCUGCUCUGACCGUGCCCAAGUCUAUCACGACGGUCCUGACACGGCUGACGCUCACCAUCUCGGACGCGGCACAGAACCACCGGCUGGCGUCCCUACAGUCGCAAUACUCGCUGCUGGCGCUGCGUCCGACGAACGAAAAAGCCCUCCAGCUCUGCUGCUCCUCGCUGGACUGCGACCUCAUCUCGCUCGACUUCAGCCAGCGCCUGCCGUUCUGGCUGAAGUUCACGACCGUGUCAUCGGCGCUGCAGCGCGGCGUGCGCUUCGAGAUCUGCUACGGCCCCGGCGUGCAGGGCGGAAACCCCGACGCGCGCAGGAACCUGAUCAGCGGGUCGGCGGCGCUGAUCCGCGCCACCAGAGGUCGAGGGAUCAUAUUGAGCAGCGAAGCGAAGAACGCGUUGGGCGUGAGGGGACCACACGAUGUCAUCAAUCUCGCCCAGGUCUGGGGUUUAGGACAGGAGAGGGGCAAAGAGGCACUAUGUGAAGAGGCUGGGAAGGUGGUCAGAUUGGCUGCCCUCAAGCGCAGCAGUUUCCGCGGCGUGGUCCAGGCGAUCGAGGGCGGGGCGGAGAAUACGAGUAUUCCUGCCAAAAAGGUCGAGAGACUCCAACAGACGCAGAAAGAGAAAGCCUCGAACCCUGCUCGUUGGGCGGGAGGGAAGAACAGCGUCGUCAGAGAGCAAGAAGCCACGAGAGGGAAAAACAGCGUCGUCAAAGAGCAAGGAACCACGAAAGACGGCCGAGAAGAGACGGAAACAGGUUUCUUCAACUUGAACGGCACGAAAAGGAAAUCUUCCACCGCAUCCUUGACACCCACACAGUCGGCACCAACCCGAGACGGCGAGGAGAAACAACCACUAUCCAAGCGCGAAACGAAAAGAAGAGCGAAGAAGGCAAGGCUGGAACGUCAAGAUGGUCCCCGUCCCAGACCAGGCGACCCCGAGGCUGCCUGCGUCUAA
Molecule: messenger RNA, 1107 nt
Organism: Capronia epimyces CBS 606.96
Lineage: Eukaryota; Fungi; Ascomycota; Eurotiomycetes; Chaetothyriales; Herpotrichiellaceae
Product: ribonuclease P/MRP protein subunit RPP1
Exons: 1
Coding region: 1-1107 (368 amino acids)
Biological process (GO): tRNA processing
Cellular component (GO): nucleolar ribonuclease P complex
Molecular function (GO): RNA binding
Source: RefSeq, a predicted model, not a curated record